Lathyrus oleraceus (garden pea) is the source of this 1941-nucleotide messenger RNA. Its product is annotated as cysteine-rich receptor-like protein kinase 44. The transcript has 7 exons. Gene Ontology annotation, biological process: protein phosphorylation; defense response to bacterium. The record is from RefSeq and is a predicted model, not a curated record. Gene Ontology annotation, cellular component: plasma membrane. Lineage: Eukaryota; Viridiplantae; Streptophyta; Magnoliopsida; Fabales; Fabaceae. The coding region runs from base 1 to 1941 and encodes 646 amino acids. Gene Ontology annotation, molecular function: protein serine/threonine kinase activity; ATP binding.
AUGGCUUACAAUUUGAAACAGAAACUAUUCUCAAUUACUCUUCUCUUCUGCAUAAUCUUUUCACCAACAGAAACAGCAUCAACAUUCAGCCAUUACAAUUGCACAAACAUUCAAACAUUUAAUCCCAAAAGCACUUACAAAACCAACUUAAACACACUCUUAUCAACACUUUCAUCCAAAGCUUCUGAUACACUCAACCAUGGCUACUAUAACACUAGUAUAAUUAGUACUACUGAUGAAACAGAAGACACUGUCUAUGGUUUAUUUAUGUGCAUUGGAUACACAAAUCAUUGUGGUGAAUGUGUAAGAAACUCUACCAAAACUCUUACCUCAAUGUGUGAUUCUAAAGAAGCUAUUAUUUGGUCUGACGAAUGCUUGGUUCGUUAUUCCAAUCGAUCUUUCUUCGACGCUGUGGAAGAGUCUCCAUCAUGGUGUGUAAAGGACAUAAUUGAUUAUCAAGGUCCGUUGGAUGGAUUCAACAGAAUGCUAAGUUCCUUGAUGGUGGAUCUUGUGACACAAGCAAAUGAAGAUUCGAAGGGAAAAUUUAACAAAAUUGUUCUCAAGAGAGCGAUUUUCUACGAGGAUAGAUUCUUGUAUGGACUUGCUCAGUGUGUACCGAAUCUCUCGAAUGAUGAUUGCAUGAAGUGUUUGAAGGAUGCUGUUGAAUAUCUUCAAACUUCAUGUGCUAGAGGAAAGAUUAGAGGAAGUGUUUUAUAUCCAAGUUGUAUUGUUAGAUAUGAUCCUUACCCAUUUUUUGCAUUAGCUAGAGGACAAGGAAAGCAAAAUAGAGGACACUCAAAUUUCAUAAUUGUUCAUGUUCUUGCUCCUAUCACGAUCUUCUCUGUCACGGUUUUCUUUUUCACGUAUUAUGUGUUAUGUCGAAGAGCGAGGAAGAAUCUCACGUAUCACAGAGAAAAUUUUGGAGAAGACAUUUCAUCAGAAGUACACUCUCUGCAAUUUAAUUUCGAUAUGAUUCGGCUAGCGACAAACAAGUUCUCUGAUGAUAACAAGAUAGGAGAAGGUGGUUUUGGAGAUGUUUAUAAGGGAAUGUUUCCGAACGGAUUUGAAAUAGCAGUGAAGAGGCUCAUAAGAAAUUCAAGUCAAGGAGCUGUGGAAUUCAAGAACGAAGUGUUGUUAAUAGCAAAACUUCAGCACAGAAAUCUUGUGAGACUUUUAGGAUUUUGCAUUCAAAGAAACGAGAAGAUACUCAUUUAUGAGUAUAUGCACAACAAAAGCCUUGAUUACUAUCUAUUCAGUCCGGAAAACCAUAGAAAGUUAACUUGGCAUGCACGUUACAAGAUUAUAAGAGGGAUUGCACGAGGCAUUCUUUAUCUACAUGAGGAUUCUCAUUUGAAAAUCAUUCAUUGUGAUCUUAAACCGAGCAAUAUUCUGUUGGAUGACAAAAUGAAUGCGAAGAUAUCGGAUUUUGGCUUGGCGAGGAUUGUUGCGAUAGAUCAAAUGCAAGGAAACACUAGUAUAAUUGCGGGGACAUACGGCUAUAUGUCUCCCGAAUAUGCAAUGCUUGGGCAGUUCUCUGAGAAAUCUGAUGUAUUCAGUUUUGGAGUCAUAAUUCUUGAGAUUGUUAGUGGAAAAAGAAAUGUUGAUUAUAAUGGAGUAAAUUCCAUCGAUGACCUCGUGAGCCACGCUUGGAAGAAAUGGUGGGAAAAUAGGCAAUUGGAACUAUUGGAUUCUGCAUUGGCAUACUCAUUUUCAGAAACAGAAGUAAAUAGGUGCGUUCAAAUAGGUCUAUUAUGCGUGCAAGAAAAUCCAGAUCAGAGGCCAACAAUGGCAACAAUUGCUUUGUAUUUCAACUGUGAUUCAAUAGAUCUUCCACUACCUCAACAGCCAGCAUUUUACAUGCGCGGAAAAAUCGAAUCAAAGGUGGCUAGUAAAAUAUCGAUGACGGGUCGACCUAGGAGUUAUUCAGUGACAAGGUUUUAA